UUGAAGCUAUUGGAAAGUAAAAUACACACAGCACUUCAAAAUCGUAGGGCACUGGGUAGGCUUUUAGCACCCGAUGUGGUUGUGUAUUUGGAGUUUCUCAUCAACACUUGCAAGUUACUGUGGGAAAGCCACUAUCCUAUAUGUAGGAUAUCGUCGUAGGAUUUAGUUAARAACAGUUGAAGCCUGUUGCCUCCCGCUGUUGGACAAAACGGCAUUUGCAUUGCAUUUUCAUUCGCUCUAGCUACAGUUUCAGUGGACUUGAAAGUUUAAAUCCUGAAAUUUUGCUUCGCAAGCUUGCGAGCUUCCUUUCGUGAAUUAAAUUCGAAAGACAACCCACCUGGCCGUCUGGUAACUCGUUCAACAAACUGCUGCAGAAGGGGAAUGUGGUUUGUUGACGAUAGCCAAUCCUUCCGUUGGCUGUUCUCCAAUUGAAAAACAGAGAGAUGAUUUUAAUGACGUGGUCCAUCGUCCUUCGAGGGGAGACCAACUGCAAAACCAUCAACGUCUGAACAACUCCUGUGACUCCUUUUGAUCUGGUGGUGUCCAGUGGAGAGGAGGCUCCUCAAACCCCCGGAUAUUGAGUGAAGCGAGAGGACUUAAAAAGGAGGCACGACAAAAUGGAUGCCGUAGACACCAUCCAGAAUUCUGCCUUGGAGACCAAGGCUGAGCGCAUCGCCCGCUACAAAGCCGAGAGGAGGAGAGAGCUGGCGGAGCGCUACGGAAACACCGAGGAAGUCGGCUCGAAGUACACCAGGAGGGACAGGAAAGCUGGUGAGACUUCUGAGYAAGAGAAGCCGGAGGACAAAAGCUCCAAGUCCGAGCAGACGURAUCUAGCCGGGCCUCCAGGAGUAGGAUGGAAGACCGCGACGAGUCUGUUGACAGCGAGUCCUCCCAGGAGACCGGGGGGGAUGAGGAGGCCCAACUGGAUACACCUGGCCCGUCAAAGCCUGCUGCCACCAAGAGGCUUAACUCUAAUCACAGCAUGGACACGCUGCAUGUCGUGGCCCCUCCCCUUCACCCGCCAGUCAAGCCAGGGGCGGGGUCAACCGCGCGUCGCCGACCCCUCCGGUUGCUAAGGGGGGUGUCUGAAGGGAGCCGCAUGGCUAGCGGUCGUUUCCGGACGCAGCCGGUGACCGCCAGCGACGUCACAGCGAGUCAAUGCCUUUUGGAAGCUGGGGACGCCGAGGAGCCAAAAGUAACUGACAGGAAGACUGAUGACGGAGCCAAGAUGAACAUGGCUGCCAACAUGUCUUUGAUUAAGGGGCUGGAGAAGACUGAAGAGUCGUCUCCCCUGACAACAGAGGGGAGUGGUCGCCAUGCCAACAAUGACAGCCGAGCGCACACCCAGCCAAUCACAAGCAAGGAGAUGGUGGCGGCAGGCAGCCCUCCCAAAGAGGAAGAGUCUAAAGGCUCAGAGAUGCAGGAGGCUACAGACAAGCGCAGGUCAAAGGGGGAGCGCUCCCACACACAACCGGUCACUGAGUUUGAGGUGAAGAGGCUCUCGUCCUCCAGUUCCCCCCUACCCCUCUCCGACCAAACACCAUACCCCAGAAGCAAGGACGAAGAGGACAAGUCCCCUAUACCCUCCCAGCCUGUCUUGCUGCAGCGCCAAGACUCGGGCACCCGCAGCGGCAUCAAGGGCAUCCUCAAAAAGAGUCGUUCCACUAGUGUCGAGUCGGACUACAGUGAGGGAGGAACCCCUGAAAGCACCCCCACCACCGGGGUGGUCCGACAAACCAGCGUCACCCUGAGCCACCCCGAGAGCGACGAGGAAGAUGAGGAGAAAACAGAGGAGGUGGAGGAAGAGGAGGACGAGGAAGAUGAGACGAUAGUGGACGAUAGCCCUGACGGAGGGCGUUUCAGUACCCCCCAGAUGCAGAGGGGCAGUGGGCGUGGUGGUAGCAGUAGUUCAGCGGAGGACCUCCAGAGCCGGACCCCCUCUCCAGACGAGAGCCUGGGGGAGGAAGAGAUGGAGAAGAUGUCGUCGUUGGACACGGAAGAUGGAGAGGAUCAGGAUGUGGAUAGUAGUCUGGACAGCAGUGUGGGGUCAUCCCUGAAAGAGAGGCUGGCUGAAUUGAGCAGUGGUGAGGAGGAGUGGAAGGCCAAGCUGAAGAAGCCCAAGGAUCUGGUGCAGAAGUCCCUGGCUGACCGUUUCAACCAGCUCCAGGACUCUGGAGAUGCCUGGAAGAAGAAGAAGUCCAGUGCGGACGUGGAGACCAAGAUGUCCCUGGCGGACAGGAUGAAGAUCCUGCAGGAGAAGGAGGAGGCAUGGAAGAGCAGGGGGCGGGGCGCUGCCAACGACUCCACCCAGUUCACCGUGGCCGGGCGCAUGGCCAAGAGAGGUCUUGUGUCCGAAACUAAUAAAGAGGAGUCUCCCAUUUCUCACAUUAAGAAGUCCAGCUCCACGCCAGUCAAGCCACAUGAAGAAAUCUCCACUCCGACUGGCGUCAAGGUGGAAGGGGACAAGAGGCUGGACAAGUUAGAGUCCUUCCUGGACAAGCUCCACAGUAAAGGGCUAGGGCACAGCCGGACAUCCACCAUCGAGGUGACUGCCGAGACAGAGAAGGAGGUCAUGACCCUGGAUGAUGAAGAGACGUUUGGCCGCUUUUACAAGCCUGUGUCGCCCACCGCUCGAGGCACUGUCGUUACUGCGCUGACCGAGGAGGAAUUCAGUGACCUUCAAGCCGACACGCCAAAGUUGACGUCGGCAGUGACGGAACACAAGCGUGCUGUGCGUCCUACUCGGAAUAACCAGGGCUCACGCAACCCCCUCCGUGCCCUGGCGGCCCGCAACGACAUCCGCCAGGUCUACACGGAACAGAGACUCAAUAUAGCUACCGUGGAAACCAAGAGGAUCCAAGUGGAGAGGAUGGCCAAGCAUUCCAACCUGGCGGACGCAGCUCUGGCUGGCCUGGCUAGCAAGGAGAACUUCCGCAAGGUCAACCUGCGCAGUACCAAGUCCACUGAGGUGGUGACCAACAACAGCACGCUGCCCUUCAACAAGCUCAUGCUCAUCCGCAUCAAAGGUCGGAGGCACGUGCAGGUGCGUCUGGUGGAGCCCGCUGCCCAUUCCCUGAACAGCGGCGACUGCUUCCUGCUUAUCACCCCCAAACACUGCUUCAUGUGGAGCGGAGAGUUCGCCAACGUCAUCGAGAAAGCCAAGGUACUAGACAUGCUCUAUAUAUACAAAAAUGCAUCGUUCGUGCAGGCUAAGAGGGACCUUGGCUGUAAGGCCUCCCAGGUGACUGUGCUGGAGGAGGGCAUCAACACUGACAACAAAUGGGCUAAGGAGUUCUGGGACCUACUUGAGGCAAAGACCGACUACAGAGGGUACAUACGCGCAGGGGAGCCAGAGGAGGAUGAGCUGUAUGAAAGUGGUGUGUUAGACUCUAACGGGGUCUACGGGCUGCAGGAGGGCAAACUGGUGCCCCACAAAGAGGCCUGGGCCUCCAUCCCCAGUGUCACCCUGCUCAACUCUAAAGAGGUGUUAGUGUUUGACUUUGGCAGUGAGGUGUACGUAUGGACGGGGAAGGACGUCCCCCUGGGUGACAGAAAGGUGGCUGUCCAAUUAGGGAAGCAGCUGUGGAGCGGUUCUUACGACUACAGCAGCUGCAGGGUCAACCCCCUGGACUCCUGUUCAACCAAUACUGAUGUCCCUGAGCAGGGUGAGGGACGUCCCAGCUGGGCUCUGUUCGGCCGUCUGUCGGAGCACAACGAGACGGCUCUGUUCAGAGAGAAGUUCCUGGACUGGGCUGAGAGGAAAGAUGAGUCUGCCAUGGAUGAGGCCAAGAGCCCUGUCCACUCUACCCUCCGCUCGCCCCUUGAGGCGGCCAAGCCCGACGUCUUAAAACCGUGCGACGCCAAGGCCCUGCUGGACAGUGUGGGAGGCCCCGUACGUAGCCUCCUGGAGGGCGUAGACGUGCAGCGUGGCUACGGGCUGGUCCGAACGGAGGACGGACGCCAGGCGGAGCUCGCCACAGUGGCAGUGGACACCUGGCAUAUCCGGGAGUUUGAGGAGGAGGAGCUGGUGGCGGCGAGCUUGGGCCAGCUGCAUGAAGGAGACACCUACGUGAUCCGCUGGAAGUACUCGGUCACCACUGUGGUGGGUAAGAGGCAGAAGCCGGGGGAGCUGAGUAGUGGGGGUCCAGGUCGGGAGCGCAGCGCCUGUUUCUUCUGGCAGGGCCGUCACUCCAGCGUCAGCGGCAAGGGCACCUCCGCACUGAUGACCGUAGAGCUGGGGAACCACAGGGGGGCGCAGGUGUUGGUGACACAGGGCAAGGAGCCUCCAUGUUUCCUGCAGCUUUUCCAGGGAGGCCUGGUCAUCCAAAAGGGCAGCAGAGAAGAUGAUGGCGUCAACAACACAGGCGGCUGGCAUCUGUAUUGCGUGCGCGGGGAAGCCACGGUGGAGGCUUCCCUGGUGGAGGUGGAGUGUUGCUGUGCCAGCCUGCGUUCCCGUGCCACCCUGGUUCUGCUGGAGGCCCACCAGGGACAGCUCUACCUGUGGCACGGAUGUAAGUCCCACGCCAGCGCCAGGGAGGUGGGCGCCAGGGCUGUAGAAAGGCUCAAACAGAGGCAUCCUUCUGAGCUGGGCCUGAACAGUAACAGCAGUCUGAAGGUAGAGGAGGUAGAGGAAGGCACGGAGCCAGUUGGGUUCAGGAAUGCUCUGGGACAGCAGGACCGGAAGGCAUAUGACUGCAUGCUCCAAGAUCCAGGGAAGUACAACUUCACCCCGCGUCUGUUCUGUCUGAGCGCCAGCUCGGGGGUAUUUGAAGGGGAGGAACUGCUGAGCCCGGCCCGUGUGACAGGGGCCGUCAUGGCCAUGCCCUUCCUCCAGGAGAAUCUGUACUCUGUGCCACAGCCAGCCCUCUUCAUGCUAGAUAACCGUAUGGAGGUGUACCUGUGGCAGGGCCGGCAGCCCGACGACGGAGAGUGUACAGGCUCAGCCAAGAUCCGCUGGGAGAACCAGAAGAAGUGUGCCAUGGAGACGGUGCUGCAGUACUGCAAAGAGAAGAACUCUCGCCGCCCCCCUCAGGCCUACCUGGUCCUAGCGGGCUCUGAACCGCUGACCUUCACCAACAUCUUCCCCUACUGGGAGAGAGAUCCCAACAUCACCACCCAGGCGGAGGGGGCACGCAACAAGGUGACCCUGGUGCAGGACGCCCUGAACUGGCUGAGUAAGAACCAAUACUCUGUGGAGGAGCUGACGGCCAAGCCUCUACCAGAAGGAGUGGACCCCCUCCGCCUGGAGAUCUACCUUUCAGACCAGGACUUCCAGAGGGUCUUGGAGAUGACUCGCACCGAAUUCAACGCCUUGCCAAACUGGAAACAGAAGAACCUGAAGAAAAGCAAGGGCCUUUUUUAAAAAGUUUUCCUUUUUUGUUGUUGUAAACAAACCAAAAAAACAAGAGGAUUUUUUUUAAAGUCCAUAUGGCACCUUUUUCAUACUGUUUUGUAUUCUGUGGGAAAUCAUGUUGUUUUUUUCAUGUAAACCGAAAGAACAAAACACAUGUACAGACUUGUAUCUGUUUUAAAACGAUAACCUCUUUUUAAAAAUGCCAAUUUUAUAGACCUUUCCUACAAAGCAAUAUAUUGUAGCCAAAUAUAUACAGUAUAUGCAAGUGUUACCUUUUGGCAGCGAGGUUAUUGUUCAUUAUAGUGAACUAUAUAUGCCCCUGAAUUAUAAAUAUGUAUUAUAAAUGUCUGUUCUUACAUGUG
Messenger RNA from Salvelinus sp. IW2-2015, 5716 nucleotides. RefSeq names its product supervillin d (gene svild). NCBI's taxonomy places the organism in Eukaryota, Metazoa, Chordata, Actinopteri, Salmoniformes, Salmonidae. The record is from RefSeq and is a predicted model, not a curated record. Gene Ontology annotation, cellular component: cytoplasm; actin cytoskeleton. Gene Ontology annotation, molecular function: actin filament binding; phosphatidylinositol-4,5-bisphosphate binding. Gene Ontology annotation, biological process: actin filament severing; cytoskeleton organization; barbed-end actin filament capping.